GGCCCCGCCCACCGCUCUCCGGCCUGGGAGGAAGGGUGUUUCCUCGGUUUCUCUAGGAAGUUUCGGCCUGGUAAAAGUGAAGUAAAGAGUUGUGCAGAGGCCGGGAGAGCGGCAGCAGCCCCCGGAAGGAGCUCGUCACUGGCGGCAGAGGAGCAGCAAGUUACGGCUUCAAAAUGACAACACAAGUGACACUGGAGGACGCUUUGUCGAAUGUAGAUCUGUUGGAAGAGCUGCCUCUACCAGACCAGCAGCCCUGCAUUGAGCCGGCUCCGUCUACUUUGCUGUAUCAGCCAAAUUUUAACACUAAUUUUGAGGACAGAAAUGCCUUUGUCACUGGCAUUGCGAGAUACAUCGAACAGGCUACCGUCCAUUCUAGCAUGAAUGAAAUGCUGGAAGAAGGGCAAGAGUAUGCCAUUAUGCUUUACACAUGGAGAAGCUGCUCCAGAGCUAUACCGCAGGUCAAAUGCAAUGAGCAGCCUAACCGUGUAGAAAUCUAUGAAAAAACUGUGGAAGUUCUGGAACCAGAGGUCACCAAACUAAUGAACUUCAUGUAUUUCCAGAGGAAUGCUACUGAACGCUUCUGUGCUGAAGUUAAGCGUCUUUGCCAUGCGGAGAGAAGAAAAGACUUUGUAUCCGAAGCUUACUUAUUAACUCUUGGCAAAUUCAUCAAUAUGUUUGCAGUCUUGGAUGAGCUCAAAAAUAUGAAAUGCAGUGUAAAAAAUGAUCAUUCAGCAUACAAAAGGGCUGCACAGUUUUUGCGGAAAAUGGCAGAUCCUCAAUCGAUCCAGGAGUCGCAGAACUUGUCGAUGUUUCUGGCCAAUCAUAAUAAGAUAACUCAGUCAUUACAGCAACAGCUGGAAGUCAUUCCCGGCUAUGAAGAACUCCUGGCUGAUAUUGUGAACUUGUGUGUCGACUACUAUGACAACAAAAUGUACUUGACGCCUGGGGAGAAGCACACAUUACUAAAGGUUAUGGGAUUUGGUCUGUAUCUUAUGGAUGGUAAUGUAAGCAACAUCUACAAACUGGAUGCGAAGAAGAGAAUUAAUCUCACCAAAAUAGACAAGUUCUUUAAGCAGCUGCAAGUGGUGCCACUGUUUGGGGACAUGCAAAUAGAACUUGCAAGAUACAUUAAGACCAGCGCACAUUAUGAGGAGAAUAAAUCAAGAUGGACAUGUACGUCGUCCAGCAGCAGUCCCCAGUACAACAUCUGUGAGCAGAUGAUCCAGAUUAGAGAAGACCACAUGCGAUUUAUCUCGGAGCUCGCACGGUACAGCAAUAGUGAGGUGGUAACUGGAUCCGGUCGCCAAGAAGCUCAGAAGACUGAUGCAGAGUAUCGGAAACUUUUUGACUUGUCCUUACAAGGACUUCAGCUGUUAUCACAAUGGAGUGCACAUGUGAUGGAAGUGUACUCGUGGAAGCUUGUGCACCCAACCGAUAAGUAUUCCAACAAAGACUGUCCUGACAAUGCGGAGGAGUAUGAGAGAGCCACACGUUACAACUACACCAGCGAAGAAAAGUUUGCCCUUGUGGAAGUGAUUGCCAUGAUCAAAGGCUUGCAAGUUCUCAUGGGCCGGAUGGAGAGUGUAUUUAAUCAUGCCAUUCGUCAUACUAUAUAUGCAGCACUGCAAGAUUUUGCUCAGAUUACCUUACGAGAACCACUGAGACAGGCGAUUAAGAAAAAGAAAACAGUCAUUCAAAGUGUCCUUCAGGCAGUCAGAAAAACUGUUUGUGACUGGGGUGCAGGAUGUGAACCAUUUAAUGACCCUGCUCUUAGAGGAGAGAAAGAUCCUAAGACUGGGUUUGAUAUCAAAGUUCCCAGGCGUGCAGUAGGACCAUCCAGCACUCAGCUGUACAUGGUGAGAACCAUGCUAGAGUCACUCAUUGCUGAUAAAAGUGGUUUCAAGAAAACGCUAAGAAGUAGCCUAGAGGGUCCCACCAUAUUGGAUAUAGAAAAAUUUCACCGUGAAUCAUUCUUCUACACACAUUUGCUUAAUUUCAGUGAGACCUUACAGCAGUGCUGUGAUCUGUCCCAGCUGUGGUUCAGAGAGUUCUUCUUGGAGCUGACCAUGGGCCGUAGAAUUCAGUUCCCUAUUGAGAUGUCCAUGCCUUGGAUUCUGACAGAUCACAUUCUAGAGACAAAAGAGGCAUCGAUGAUGGAGUAUGUUCUUUACUCUCUGGACCUAUAUAACGACAGUGCACACUAUGCACUCACAAAGUUUAAAAAGCAAUUCCUGUAUGAUGAGAUUGAAGCCGAGGUAAACCUGUGUUUUGACCAGUUUGUGUACAAACUAGCGGACCAAAUAUUUGCCCAUUAUAAAGUUGUGGCUGGAAGUUUACUCUUGGACAAGCGGCUUCGGGCAGAUUGUAAAAAUCAGGGAGCCAGUAUUACGCAACCAGCAUCCAACCGUUAUGACACGUUACUGAAGCAGCGUCAUGUUCAGCUCUUGGGCAGAUCUAUUGAUCUUAACCGGUUGAUCACUCAGAGGAUUACUGCGGCUAUGUAUAAAUCUUUGGAAUUGGCGAUUGGGCGAUUUGAAAGUGAAGAUCUCACGUCCAUAGUGGAGCUAGAAGGCCUUCUUGAGGUGAACAGAAUGACUCAUAAAUUGCUGAGCAAAUACCUGACCCUGGACAGUUUUGACGCCAUGUUUCGAGAAGCCAAUCAUAACGUAUCUGCCCCCUAUGGCAGGAUCACUCUGCAUGUGUUCUGGGAGCUCAACUAUGAUUUCCUCCCCAACUAUUGCUAUAACGGUUCUACCUACAGGUUUGUUCGUACAGUUCUACCCUUUUCUCAGGAAUUUCAGCGUGACAAGCAGCCAAAUGCUCAGCCCCAGUAUCUGUUUGGCUCUAAAAAUUUGAACCUGGCAUACAACAGCAUUUUCAGCUACUACCGGAACUUUGUGGGCCCCCCACACUUUAAAAUGAUUUGCCGACUUCUAGGAUACCAAGGUAUUGCUGUGGUGAUGGAGGAACUGCUGAAAGUUGUAAAGAGCCUGCUGCAAGGUACCAUUCUCCAGUAUGUGAACACACUGAUGGAAGUGAUGCCUAAGAUCUGCAGGUUGCCCAGGCAUGAAUAUGGCUCCCCAGGAAUCUUGGAAUUCUUCCAUCAUCAGUUGAAGGACAUAGUGGAAUAUGCAGAGCUGAAGACCGUGUGCUUUCAAAAUCUGAGGGAAGUGGGCAAUGCCCUCCUUUUCUGCCUUCUUAUAGAACAAAGCCUGUCUCUAGAAGAGGUAUGUGACCUGCUUCAUGCUGCACCUUUCCAGAACAUUCUGCCCAGGGUCCAUGUUAAAGAGGGAGAACGACUAGAAGCAAAGAUGAAGAGGUUAGAAUCGAAAUAUGCUCCACUGCACCUAGUGCCUCUCAUAGAGAGAUUGGGGACUCCUCAGCAAAUUGCCAUAGCAAGAGAAGGAGAUUUGCUGACCAAAGAGCGUCUUUGCUGCGGUUUGUCAAUGUUUCAAGUCAUUCUUGCCAGAGUGCGCACCUUCCUUGAUGAUCCCAUCUGGCGUGGACCCCUACCCAGCAACGGUGUGAUGCAUGUGGAUGAGUGUGUAGAAUUCCAUCGGCUCUGGAGUGCAAUGCAGUUUGUCUACUGCAUCCCAGUAGGCACACAUGAAUUCACUGUAGAGCAGUGCUUUGGUGACGGACUGCACUGGGCUGGCUGCAUGAUCAUUGUUCUCCUGGGACAAGAGAGACGAUUUGAUGUCAUGGACUUCUGCUACCACUUGCUGAAGGUGCAGAAACAUGAUACUAAGGAUGAAAUCAUCAAGAAUGUGCCACUGAAGAAAAUGGUUGAACGUAUUCGCAAGUUCCAGAUCCUCAAUGAUGAGAUAUUCUCCAUUUUGGACAAGUACCUGAAGGCUGGUGAUGGAGAAAAUACAUCAGUAGAACAUGUGCGAUGCUUUCAGCCUCCCAUUCACCAGUCACUGGCCAGCAACUAGGCUUUUCCUAAGUGUAAUAUAUACUUGGCAUUACCACUGUAUAAUGACUCAUUAUUCUACUGUAUUCAAUGGUGGAGAAGGCAGCCUUAAUGAAUGACAACGUAUAGACACGCAGUAAAGGAUUUCCUCUGCAUAGGUAGGACAAGGGAUGAUAUACAAGGGGUACUCUUAGCAGAGUUCUGCAUUGUCUGCUAUUUAAAUUAUUUUCCAAUAAUAUAUUCACUGCUGUAUAACACUACCAGCCCACCCUUAAUUCUUUAUAGAAAUCGUUUUCACAUUCUGGGAUAAAGAUUCAUACCUUUCUGUAAUUAUUGUGUUCUUAAUGUACUUUCUAAUAGCAAUGUAUCUCUAUGACUUGUAAAAAUGUAAUCUCCAAUAAUCAAGAAAUUCCUCAUCAUUUUCAAUAAAAGGUUAUAUUAA
This is a messenger RNA of Bufo gargarizans (Asiatic toad), 4355 nucleotides long. It is a transcript of the gene CYFIP1, whose product is annotated as cytoplasmic FMR1 interacting protein 1. Gene Ontology annotation, cellular component: SCAR complex; synapse; neuron projection. The coding region runs from base 174 to 3935 and encodes 1253 amino acids. Gene Ontology annotation, biological process: cell morphogenesis; modification of synaptic structure; regulation of actin filament polymerization. The record is from RefSeq and is a predicted model, not a curated record. Gene Ontology annotation, molecular function: RNA 7-methylguanosine cap binding; small GTPase binding. NCBI's taxonomy places the organism in Eukaryota, Metazoa, Chordata, Amphibia, Anura, Bufonidae. The transcript is spliced from 31 exons.